ACGAUCGUACGCGCAAAUAUUAUCGUAAGUUUGUCGUACGUCAAAUUUACGAUCGUAACCGCGUCUUACUAAGAUUCGUAAACUUACGAUUAUCUUAACUGGUGCGUUAAAGUUACGACAGGUGAAACGCUCUCGUAAAUUUCGUAAAUAUGGCGGCGUUGUUUGUUUUCGGCCAAAGAAGAAGAAAACAACGCACCUUUAAGGAUCGCAUUUCAUCCUUAGAUCAUCUGUCAGAUGUGGAGGUUGUGGACCGAUAUAGACUCUCACGAAUCGCCAUUAUUUAUUUGGAAGAUAACCUAAGAAAUGACCUUUCACCUCCUACAAACAGGUCACAAUCGGUAUCGUCUAUGACGAAGGUGCUGGUUGGGCUUAGAGUUCUGUCUAAAGGAAAUUUCUUAUCAGAGGUAGCCGACCUGCACGGCAUAUCGAAGCAAACAGCGUCAAGGGUGUUGCAUGAGUUUGUAGACGCUGUAAAUCGAAAUAUUGACAAUAUAAGAUUUCCAAGAACACAACAAGAAUUGGCAGAAGCAAAACUUGGCUUCUACAAAAGAUGCAAAAUUGCCAAUAUCGUAGGUGCAGUCGACGGAACACUCGUCCCUAUCAUUGCCCCGAAAGACAGUGGCGAAGCCUACAUAUGCCGGAAAGGAUUCCAUGCUAUAAAUGUGAUGGCUACAUGUAGCCACGACAGAAGGUUCAUCGACAUUGUCGCCAAGUGGCCAGGGUCGCAGCAUGAUUCUUCUGUCAUGAACACCUCGUCGUUGAAGGAACACAUGGAGAGUGAGAGGCCAGGGAUGCUGCUGGCUGAUAGCGGUUAUCCACUCACUACCAGCCUGCUAACUCCGCUUGCUAAUCCCGUAACGCCUGCUGAAGCAAGAUAUAACAACGCGCAGAGCAAGGGAAGGAUGGUUAUCGAGCAGAGUUUUGGAAUCCUGAAAGGAAGGUUUCGAUGUCUCCACAAAACCGGCGGUGUGUUGAGUUACAGUCCCGAAAAGUCGUGUGCAAUUUUUAUGGCAUGUGCCAGGUUGCACAAUAUGUGUUUGGAUUGGGGUCUGACACUGGACGAUGCCCAAGUAGUGGACCCAGGCCAAGAUGCUAUGGAGGCCUGGAUGGGACAACCAGGCUUGCAGGUGCAAGAACUGCGACGACGAGUUGUGAACACUUUUGUGUGAAAUUGAACGUAGUUUGUUUGUUCCAUUUCCUUUAAUUUAAAUAGUUUGUGAUCGCUUUGUGUUAAUACAUGAUGCAAAGUAUAAUGCAAAUGAAUGUGUGCACUUACUAAGUGAUGUAAAAGUAAACAACAAAUAUACAGUAUUGUGACCUUUACAUGGAAGUUAUUGGUUGCAAAUGGACUGAACAUGUUGCCCUGAUUAACAGAGUGAUCAUUUUGUACAAGUAUUACAAUUAACUGUUAUUCAAGUCAUAUAUGUAAUUUAUGCAAUUGAUAUGAAUUGUCAAAAUGGAACAAAUAACAAAGAAAUGCCAAAACAAAUCAUUCGUUUUCCAAAGUCCCUUUUUAAUGCUGGCAUAUCCGCAAUGUUAACACAUUUGUAAACAUUCAACAAGACGGUGUUUUAAAACAACGUAUUAAAGCCAUAUUUUUUAUUCCACCAUGCAAUUUUGCAAACCUAAUAUUUGAGCUAAUUUGCUUAUUAUUUAACAAAUAGGAUCAAUUUUCAUACUUAUAAGAGAUGUGUUCAUUCAAAUAACCUUAAAGCGUUUAAAUGUAUGAAAUUGGGAGAAUAUUUCUUCAUUUUCUUUAAGCUGCACUCUCACAGAUGUACCGUUUUGAUAACUUCUUUAUUUUUGUUUUGGUAUUUAAAUUAACAAUUUGUUUGCUUAUAUCUGUAUUCCAAGUGGC
Molecule: messenger RNA, 1858 nt
Organism: Mya arenaria
Lineage: Eukaryota; Metazoa; Mollusca; Bivalvia; Myida; Myidae
Product: putative nuclease HARBI1
Exons: 7
Coding region: 150-1169 (339 amino acids)
Source: RefSeq, a predicted model, not a curated record